This is a messenger RNA of Trypanosoma brucei brucei TREU927, 1419 nucleotides long. RefSeq lists its product as hypothetical. Lineage: Eukaryota; Euglenozoa; Kinetoplastea; Trypanosomatida; Trypanosomatidae. The record is from RefSeq and is a predicted model, not a curated record. The coding region runs from base 1 to 1419 and encodes 472 amino acids. The transcript has a single exon.
AUGCACGACGGUGCGGGGGCUACCGCUAUAAUGAGUAACACUAAUCAUUGCGGGCUCAUUGAUCAAGUGUUAAAGCGUCUUGAGGGGAAAUUGCUCGUGACGAGCUGUAGCAAUAAGUUACCUGAGGACUGCGGUCCUUUCCUCCGGAAACUUACUGAAGCAGCGGAUGAAUCACGCAUUAGCGAUAUCCUGGACGAUGUGUUUGACCGCGUUUCUACGAUAUUUGCCACAUACUUGAAGGCAGUGUUAGCAGCAGCAGCAGCAACAACAACAACAACAACUGAAGACGGCGGCGAAGUCCAUUCCAUGGAGGAUACAACCCCGUUAGUUGAAGGCACUGCGCUAACGGCGUUUAACCUAAUAACCGCUGAGGCUCUUCCUUUUCUCACUUCUUCCCAUGAAUGCCGGGACCUUCCCUCAUGGGUCGAAGGGGUUUCGUGGUGCCGCCUCGGGAGCUUGUUGGUUUGUUUAAUUCGUGAAGCAACCGAUGGCUUUCAGUCCCCCACUGUGCGGUUGCGGUGGCAUCACAUUGAGGGAGAGGAACUCCAGCCGAUGUUAUCGGUAGUUGUUUUGGUUUGGGAGGUGGUUGUGCGGCUGCUGAGUUUUGUUGUGAACUGCAUUGAGUUUGGUGAAGAAGGGGACGCACAUCAUAGCUCAAAGCCGCACCCGUUGUUGCAUAUCAUCAGUGAUUGUUUCGUGGCAAUGGUGGAGAACAAUAAUAAACUUCAGGUCCAGGCCUCUACACUUCCAAACUCGGUUGAUGUACUGUGUGUUUUUAUCAAUAACUAUAUGUGGAUUAAGCAGCAGUGCCGGCGUUUACCGAUGUUCAGUGCCACUGAAGUUUUGGCCCUGGUUGAUGGUUACACCGCCGGCGCACUUCAGGAUCUCCUUAAUUGUUGCACAACGGAAUUGCAGCACAUCAUAUCGAAAACCACAUCCCCAGCUGUGGAUGGAGAGUGUCAAAGUGAAAUAUUGUUUCACCGCAUCAUCUCACUCUGUCGUUGCAUUCGUGGUGUAGCUCCACCUAUCCCUCGUCAGGAGGUUACCUCACUUUUAUUAGAAAGGACAUUGAGGCCAUUGGUUGAGCGACUGCUCGAUGGUGAAAAGAAACGAGACGUGCCCAGUUUAAGUGUUGUAACGAGAGCACUGCGCGCCUUUGGUGACGUCCAACGUGUUGCGGGUGGUUCGUUCUUUUUACAAGACCUUGCCGGAAAGGUGACGGGAAGCCGUAGCGGGUCAUCGGGUGAUAUUCGUGGGAAUGUUGGAAUUGAUGGUGAUGUUUCGGAGUCUUUAAUGGCACGUCGUCUGUCGGAGGUGUUGCAGUUUUUAGAGGAGGAGCCCGUUUUUGGCACUCGAUGUUGCCAGCAGAGUCCAUCGUUUUGCACAUUGCGAAGGUUGUUUUUGGAUGUACCUUCGUAA